Cyprinodon variegatus (sheepshead minnow) is the source of this 1036-nucleotide messenger RNA. RefSeq lists its product as uncharacterized. The transcript has 4 exons. Lineage: Eukaryota; Metazoa; Chordata; Actinopteri; Cyprinodontiformes; Cyprinodontidae. The record is from RefSeq and is a predicted model, not a curated record. Bases 128 to 757 code for a protein of 209 amino acids.
GACGAGCAGACAUUUUGAAAAGAAAUUUCACGUGUGGAAGAAGCUAACUGCUGAAUUCAAGAGGAUUACAACCGUCAGUUUGCUGUCAAAGUUCUUCUCCCAGCUGGAUGCUCAUUCUUCAAACUUGAUGAGGGUGUUUGGCAAGAAAGGUGGCGUUCAAGGAAGAAAGAUAAGGAGCAUCAUGAUACCCAUCACCAAGACUGAUGCCAUUGAUGUCAAAAGAGAGUGCAUCAUCAAAGCCCUCUGUGUGUACCUGAAUGAAGAGCCCGAGAACCUUGUGAAAGAAUACAUGAACACAGAUGGAGGGAGCAGUGAAGCUGCAAUGAUGGAGACGACAUUUGGAAUAUUUGUCAUUCGCAAGGAAGGUGCAGAGCCAGGUGAUGGACCGGAAGAUGUAGGUAUAGUUCUGGAGAGCGUACAAGUUCUGGAUGGGCUGGGAAACGUGCCACUUGCUGUGGUCAUGUUGUUUGCGCUUGUAUAUGCGCUUAACCUCAGCUACCCGCCAGAGCUCAGAUACACCUUUGAAGCUUUGCAGAAGAUCAUCAUGGAGCUUGAUGGAAACAGACUCUCAAUAAAAAAAUCAAACACUGAAAACUCUACUUGCACGUUAGUCACCCUUAAUAGAGUAAACUACAGGUUUGGAGUUACUCUAAUGGGAAGGCAUUUGAAGCCAUUUGAGUAUUUACUGAAAUGGAAGCUGUGUUUGUGUUGUAAUAAAUCUUGUUGUAUUUUGGGUUUACAAAAUAGAAUGUUUUGAAAUGUUUCUUUAAGCAAAGGUAAGGUUUUAAAACAAAUUUUUUAUUUUCUAAAGAAAACUAUUUUGAUAUGCAUGCAUAAUGCUGUAUUUUGGUUUUCAAAUAUUGUUCUUUGUACUCAGUUGACAGGACCACUUUGUAUAUGACUUUGUAAAGAGCUUUGCAGAAAGCUCUAAAUAUAGACACCUAAUGACAGGGGGCUCCAAUUUCCUAACUCAGGAGUUACAACUUUUGUUUGUCUGUUGUUGUUUUUUUUACAGACAUGAUUUUGGACACUGUUU